AUGCCCACGAGAUCGCCCGAGGAUGAAGGCGCCAAAAGGCAAGCCUCGGAGGAACUCACAGCAAACCGACAUCCAUCGGUCUCCAGCGAUACGAUCGAACAUACUAUCGUUCGUGAUGGACAGAUAGUCUACGCUAAGGGCGUCACCAUGGCUCCAUGGGACAUAUUGGGGGACAUCCUAUCGGCACCGGCACCUAUCGCUCGCACCGCUCAGUGGCACUCGGAGCCGACCACCCAACCUCUACCUUACAGCAUACAAACCACUAUCAGCUGCCAGCGAAUGUCGCUAACCGUCGACGAGACAGCAUACCAGUGGGAACUUUCAAAUAAGACCAUCAACGGAAGACAAUACAACCAACCGGCCCAGUCGGAACGGAAAGGUUGCAAAGGUGGGCAUUUGAGUGCUUCAAGAGAAGGGUUGAACGGGGAGUUGAAACGUACCGUCAGCUUCAACAGAAUGGGCAAAGGUAAAGGCGGCCAAUCCGUCGGUCCUGAGGUGGCUGAGGCGGAAGCAGAGGCAGAACCGCCAGUCGGCGAGCGUUGUGCCGAGGAAGCUGAUGAAGUCGAGGAAGCCCAGAAGCCCGAAGCCUCCCGCGUUAUCUCAGCCCCCGAUGUGGAACGUCACCUCAACACUAGAAAUACCAAGUGGGUAAUGUGGCCUUAG
Messenger RNA from Aspergillus pseudoviridinutans, 663 nucleotides. RefSeq lists its product as uncharacterized. Lineage: Eukaryota; Fungi; Ascomycota; Eurotiomycetes; Eurotiales; Aspergillaceae. The record is from RefSeq and is a predicted model, not a curated record. The transcript has 3 exons. The coding region runs from base 1 to 663 and encodes 220 amino acids.